This is a messenger RNA of Athalia rosae (coleseed sawfly), 2016 nucleotides long. RefSeq names its product gustatory and odorant receptor 24 (gene Gr63a). Lineage: Eukaryota; Metazoa; Arthropoda; Insecta; Hymenoptera; Athaliidae. Gene Ontology annotation, biological process: sensory perception of taste. The record is from RefSeq and is a predicted model, not a curated record. The transcript has 9 exons. Gene Ontology annotation, cellular component: axon; dendrite; membrane. The coding region runs from base 549 to 1859 and encodes 436 amino acids.
AUUAUCGGGUAGUAUUGAUUUUACUGGUAAUUAAUGGUCGUGAAUAAUGCAGGUACUAUUUUCAUUUACUGUUAUUUAUUACAACCACCUGCCAUUCCAGGCUAUCAAUUGAGACUUGCGAUAAGUGCGGUACACCCCAUUGAGUCAUUCGACUCGCUUUUCUCCCACCCUGGUAGAAUUUAAGGAGUUGCUAGCGUUUUUUUGCAACGACAAUUUACAUCAGAAUAAGUAAAGUAGACGUCGAUUGUUCAGCAGACUUUAAUGUCUACUCACACCUCCACAUUGAUAAUAUGCAAACUGAAUACUCACGGAAUUUUCAUACAGCUAUAAUUGUUCACUUGGAGUAAUUGUAGGCUUUAGGAAUUAUUGAGUAAUCCUGUAAUUACCACAUGAUCCAUACCUACUUGGAUCAAAACCUUCCAGUAUUUUUCAAAUGGUUCAUAGUAUCCAGAAGCUUUGGCUUUGCAAGAAGCGUGGUUGAUAUCAAGCGUAGUCCUCGUAUAAGUUUUUUAUUAACCGGAUUUGAUCUAGUGUGAAAGAGCUGAGCAAUGUCAGCAUUUAGACCAGUACGGAUUGCUCCUAGCUUUGGGAUGCAUGGUUUGAUACAUUUGGGCCAGACAGGUCCGGGUAUGAAUAUGUUUACGGACCAGCUUGGUGACAAGAAAAAAAAGCUUUCCCCACCCAUGCGUAUAGCAGUUGACGCAUUUAAAAAAAACGAUAACGAAGAACAAGAUGUUGUUUACGAUAACAUGAUGCCCGUUGUUAUGGUAGUUCGGGUACUGGGCGCUCUUCCCAUAAUAAGACCACAUAUAGGUAUCACCAAGUUCAAAUUGGCCACAAACUCUAUGAUUUAUUCAAUAUUAAUUUACAUAGCUUUAUCAGCUCACAUACUCUAUGUUGUAUGGAAUCGAGUGAAAAUCAUACAAGCGGUACAGGGGAAAUUCGAAGAAGCCGUCAUAGCAUAUCUGUUUGUGGUCUAUCUAGCUCCUCAUUUGCUUAUACCGGUCUUUUGGUACGAAACUAAGAGAACAGCUAAUUGCUUCAACCAUUGGAUGGAUUUUCAGAUAUUUUACACACGGGUAACGACACGCAGACUUCCAAUUAAUUUGAGACUUCGAGCAAUAUGGAUUGCUAUUGCAGUUCCUAUAAUAUCAGCUUCUUGCGUAUUUUCAACUCAAAUGACAAUGGACAAUUUUGCUAUGUGGCAGGUCCUUCCCUACAUAUAUGUGACAACUUUUAUAAACAUGUUGGGAGCCUAUUGGUACAUGCACUGUGCCACUAUAUCAACAUGUGCAAAUAUACUUGCUCAAGAUUUCAAACACGCAAUUAGAUUGAAUGUCCAAGCCGAUAUAGUAGCAGACUAUCGUGCACUGUGGCUUCAUCUGAACAGAAUUACAAGGGAAAUAGGUGUUGCGACUUGUUAUUGCUUCACAGUUCUUUGCGUGUACCUUUUUUUCUCUUCUACCUUGUCGAUUUAUGGUUUGUUUUCACAACUGAAAGAUGGGAUUACCAUCAAAGAUAUCGGUCUCACAGUAUCAGCUUGUUCGAGUAUUGCUUUGUUGCAUGUAAUAUGCGACCAAGCACACUCUGCCUCUCAGCACGUGAGGGUUCAUUUUCAGAAAAAAUUAUUACUAGUUGAACUAUCGGAUCUCAAUGAGGACGCUCAAACAGAGAUAAACAUGUUUCUCCGAGCAACGGAAAUGAAUCCUUCCGACAUUAGCUUGGGGGGCUUUUUUGAUGUGAAUCGCAACUUAUUCAAAUCGUUUCUAGGAACAAUGGUGACAUAUCUUGUUGUCUUGCUACAAUUUCAAAUCAGUCUACCUGAGGCUAGCAACUCCUACAAUGCAACAUAUUAUUGAUCCAGCUGUUGAUGCUCAUAUAUUAAGAGUUGGAGAGAUGGUAGGUGGAGAAAUAUCAUUUUUCAAGCGCAGUUAUUACAAGUAGAAUAUCAUAUGGCAUGUAUAUUAGUUGAAUAAAAGGAUUACAAUUUGUAAUAAACAUAUUGUAGACAUUGAA